This is a messenger RNA of Orbicella faveolata, 1666 nucleotides long. Its product is annotated as charged multivesicular body protein 1b-like. Gene Ontology annotation, biological process: vacuolar transport. The record is from RefSeq and is a predicted model, not a curated record. Lineage: Eukaryota; Metazoa; Cnidaria; Anthozoa; Scleractinia; Merulinidae.
CACUCGUUCCGUUUUGGGAGAUGAAAACAUUGUGCUGGAAAUAGUUAGAUCGCCGAAAUAAGCGACUUGCAAAGGUUUUCCAAGCAGAGUUGUACUUCAGAAGCAUUCAUUCGUUUCGUAAGAAAGCCUGUGGCCAUGUCGAGUCAGAUGGAAAAACAUCUCUUUAAUUUAAAGUUUGCCGCCAAGGAUUUAGAAAGAAAAUCCAAGAAAUGUGAAAAAGAAGAAAAAGCAGAGAAAUUGAAGUUAAAGAAGGCCAUUCAAAAAGGAAAUUUAGAAGGAGCAAAAAUACAUGCUGAAAAUUCCAUUAGACAAAAGAAUCAGGCAUUGAAUUUUAUGCGACUAAGUGCAAGAAUUGAUGCCACAGCUUCACGAGUUCAGACUGCUGUUACCAUGAAACAGGUGACAGGAUCAAUGUCCGGUGUAGUGAAAUCAAUGGAUUCAGCCAUGAGAUCUAUGAACCUAGAAAAGGUAUCUGCUCUGAUGGAUAAGUUUGAACAACAGUUUGAGCAUCUUGAUGUACAAUCCAGCUAUAUGGAAAAUGCAAUGAGUGAUACCACAACACUCACAGUACCACAGGGACAAGUAGAUAGCCUCAUGCAACAAGUUGCUGAUGAAGCAGGGUUGGAAUUAAACAUGGAGCUACCAGCUGGGCAACAAAGUCAGCCAAUUGGUACAGCUUCUGCCGCUUCUGCCGAACAGGAUGAGUUGUCACAGAGGCUGGCAAAACUUCGACAGUCUUAAAGAGUGUCACAAGUUUACAAUAACAUUUGCAGAAUUUAUGCUAGUUAUUAAUCUCUUCUCUGGAAUACUGGUCGUAAAAUCGAUCAUGUUUAACUCGUUGUAGAAAGGACUUGAUGCUACUGCUUUUAAUAUCUGAUUUUGUUGCAUGAAUCUAUAUCACAUUGAAUUGGCUGAAAAUGGAAAUCAUUGAUAAGUCAACGAUUAAAAUAUUUCAUCGCACAACCAAUACAAUAGACUAGAUGGGCAAUAUCAUGUCAAGUUCUUCAUUGUCCUUACUGUUUUCAAAUUUGGUCAGGUAAAUCAAUAUUGCUGUGGAUCCCUUUUGACGUUUCUGUGGGGGAUUUUCAUUUUUAGAUCAUGUAUUGCUGUAAAAUAACAACUUGAGACAAUUAUGUUAAGUAGUUUAAAUUAGUCUCUCUCUUUAGGAAACUGAAAUAAAGGAAAGUGAACAUUUUACAUCAAAACACAGUUGACAGUUCUCUGAGUAUACAGCUGAUACAUUUUAGUUAAGACUCAAGUGGCUCAGAGUAAAUUAAAUACUACAAACCACAGGCCGUUUAGGUAUACCGGUAGAUGCCGGUUUCGCCCCAUGGCGAGUUCGCCCCCACAUCGACUCAACUAGCGAUUAAGUGCUCAAAAGUUAUCUUUCUCUUACUGAGAAAAAAAGACAACAUUGUGCGCAUGAUGAAACAAAAUCACACGAAACUUGUUUAUUUCUCGUUCUUUAAUCCAUUGAAGGUGAAGGCAAACUCGAAAAUAAAAAGUUUAGAAUAAGUUCAGGGGUGCGAACUCGGUGGGGCGAACUCGCCAUGGGGCGAAACCGGCAUCAUUCGGAAUAAUCACUUAGCUUUAAAACAACAUCACUGAGCAAUGUUAAAGGAGUUUCCUCUAGAACUUUAGAAGUAAAAAGCUCUUGAAGUGUCCA